This is a messenger RNA of Dendronephthya gigantea, 1605 nucleotides long. Its product is annotated as 2-oxoisovalerate dehydrogenase subunit beta, mitochondrial-like. Lineage: Eukaryota; Metazoa; Cnidaria; Anthozoa; Malacalcyonacea; Nephtheidae. Bases 23 to 1150 code for a protein of 375 amino acids. The record is from RefSeq and is a predicted model, not a curated record. The transcript has 10 exons. Gene Ontology annotation, biological process: response to nutrient; branched-chain amino acid catabolic process. Gene Ontology annotation, molecular function: catalytic activity.
AUGAACAAUAUUAUUAUACAACAUGGCUGCAAUUUCGACGUGUCGAUUGCAACGGUUCUUGAAUAAAGCUACGCUUUGUAAACACGUUUCUUCAUCAUUCAUUACAAAAAAUCAACACAAGCAUGGUUCAACAUUUACAUAUGUUGCUGAAACAGCACAGACUGACGGUGAGGUCAAGAGGAUGAAUUUAUUCCAGGCCUUAACAGAUGCAAUGGACAUUGUGUUGGCUGCUGAUGAAUCUGCUGUUAUAUUUGGUGAGGAUGUUGCUUUUGGAGGAGUUUUCAGGUGCACAGUUGGUCUUAGAGAUAAGUAUGGUGAAGACAGAGUAUUUAACACUCCCCUCUCAGAACAGGGAAUUGUUGGAUUUGGAAUAGGUGUGGCAACUGCUGGAGCAACAGCCAUUGCAGAAAUACAGUUUGCCGAUUACAUUUUCCCGGCAUUUGACCAGAUAACAAAUGAAGCUGCAAAGUUUAGAUAUCGGACUGGUAACUUAUUUGAUUGUGGGAAAUUGACAAUCCGAGCCCCUUGUGGGGCAGUUGGCCAUGGAGCACUAUAUCACUCACAAUCAGUUGAAGCAUUUUUCGCACAUAUUCCUGGUUUAAAGGUUGUUAUUCCUCGAGGACCAAUUCAAGGAAAAGGACUGAUACUAUCUGCUAUCAGGGACCCUAAUCCAGUGCUAUUUUUAGAACCAAAAGUCUUAUACAGACAGGCUGUGGAGGAAGUACCAGUUGGUGACUAUGAACUGCCUUUAUCAGAAGCUGAAGUUCUUAUAGAGGGAUCAGAUGUUACGAUUGUUGGUUGGGGAACCCAAGUCCACAUCCUACGAGAGGUUGUAAACAUGGCAAAAGAUGAGCUGGGUGUUUCCUGCGAAUUGAUAGACCUGAGAACAAUAUUACCUUGGGACAUUGACACUGUUGAGCAGUCUGUGAACAAAACUGGAAGGCUGAUGAUUGCUCACGAAGCUCCAAAAACAAGUGGCUUUGGUGCAGAAAUAGCAAGUACAAUACAGGAACAUUGCUUCCUGUCACUAGAAGCUCCUAUUCAACGUGUUUGUGGCUGGGACACGCCAUUUCCUCAUAUAUUUGAACCUUUUUAUAUUCCUGAUAAAUGGAGGUGUUUUGAAGCAAUCAAGAAAGUUACAAGUUUUUAGUAUAGCAAUUCUUAGAAUUUCGUACAAAUGAAUUCUAGAAAAUAGGGCAAAUUUAGAUUCAGGACACGAUAAAAAUACUAAACAUAUAUUCUAAUAUGUCAAGUGUUAUAGACUACAAUAGACACUCUUGAGAUAAAAAAUGCCAUCUUGCAGAAGUGCGAAGAAAAUUCAAAAUUCAAAACCGCAUUGCAUUAAAAGACAAGAUGGCGUCCUGUUAUGGUAUUCUUAUACUUGCAAUCCUGGAUUUAAAUUUCACAUUUCGAGGAUUGUAGUUCGCAAUUACAAUCCAUAUGAUGUAAUAAAGUUCUUUUGUGAGCGAAUACUAAUAAAAAUCGUCAAUAAUAAUGGUUGCUAUUGUAUGUUUAAAGCAAUAAUUUGCCACUCCACUCGAUGCAAAACCAUCGCAAAAUUAUGGGCAGUAUUUAUGAUGAAAUUCUCCGCAAAAAAGCUAGAAA